This is a messenger RNA of Amoebophrya sp. A120, 3700 nucleotides long. Lineage: Eukaryota; Dinophyceae; Syndiniales; Amoebophryaceae. The record is from the annotation of a GenBank genome assembly.
GGCGAGAUGAAGUAUAUGUUGUUCACUUUUUUUUUGAGCGCCUCUUUGGUAGUUUGUUUCAUUUUUUCACAACCUGAGAGUGACGUGAGAGUUUUUUUGCCGCAGCGGCAAUUUACAGCAGAUGAAAGGUUCACGGUCCAGCUUUCGCAGGUUUCUGUUUUUUGGGUCUGGUUCGACACACAUCAAUCAAAAAACCAGCCUGCUGUCCGGUGAAAUUUGCUUUUUUCUCAAAGAAUCUGAAUCCAGAGCUUUUGAAGAUCUCCACAAGAUGAUCCUGUUGCUGUCGGUCUAAGUAUUGCUCGUUCCUUCGGUCAACGACUCAUCAUACAACUUAUUCCAUCAAGAACUCUUUCUCUUUCUCAUUCUCUGUCGAUGCGCGAUCAUCAAAAUCAUGCUUAGCACGACAGCACGGCUGAAAAUCUGUAGUUGACCACGCAACUACAUUGAUACGGCCUUGCUUGCGCGGCCCAGGCAGCACUACGCUUGGUUCUGUAUCCAUCAGUACUAGAGUAGAUCAUGCCUCCGCUAACGCUUCUGAACGACCGGGCCACAACGCCCAACGACAAAAAGCCGAAGUCGCCCAGCACCCGAACAAACCAGGUCACCUCGCCCUCCUCCGGCAGCAAACAACAGGUCAACCCGAACAACAUUCGUGGCUCGGUGAAACUCUUCAAGAACAUUGUGUCCCCCGAGGGAGUCCAGUCGCAUGACAGGACGGUCGCGGGUAAAUCUAUUCCGGAGCUGUACUACGGAGGACCAACCGCCGGAGGUGAUCACCAUGGUGGUGCGCGGACUGCGGAGGGGUCCAAGGCCAAGUCUUUCCACGGUUCGAAAGCGAUCUCUUCGGCGCCAAGGUCGAAAAAAACCUCGAAGGAGAGCGUGACCUUUUCCCGAAGCAGUAGUAAGAAGUUUUACAACCGAGGAGAACAGGUGCGAUAUGUCUACGCGCCAAGACCGCCAAAGCCGUGGGAACUGGUAUGAGUAUGGAAAUAUAUUGCUUUUGGAUUUUGCAUGAGUUUCUAUUUCUUUGGGAUUCGCGGCAUCGUAUUAGCGCCAUCAAUCUUCAAUUCAAAUUCUGCGCAGGUGAUAUAAUCUGGGUUCUUUCUUUAACUUUGGAAAAAAAUCUUCAUCAGAUCGAACAGCGGCAGGCAUCCAAGAAGAGCAGUCGGCACCACCAUCACGGUUGGCACCAUUUCCUCGCAAGACUGCACGUGGUCGAAGAGAGUGAGUCCGACUGGUCAGAAGACACAGAGACGAGGAAGCAGAAGCACAAAAUGCCAACAAAUCCACGAAAGAACGUCUGCUUCUGGUUCCUCAUACCAACGGGAAUUUUCGUCACCGGUAUAGAUUACUUCGUUAGAAGAAGAUUUGGUUUGCCACGCUGACUAAAACUGCGAUUUUUUUUUGGAUGAGAAAUUCAAUCUUCGAGAAUGAGAAAUAUUGCAUGAUUCUCCCUUGUUGAAUGAGUGACACGCUACUUGCAACAUGCAUGGCCGCUUCCAAUGAAGACGAUAUUUCAUCGCGUCAAAAUGAAAAUCUCCACCAGGCGUGAUUCUGAUGAUGGUGUACUUCGCCGCUAUGGGCAAUCUUCUUCCGCGCAAGGAAUCCACCUGCACCACGAUUGGGUACAAACCGGGGCACAAGUGCGAGGAGUGUCUGUUUGAGUUGUAUCCACAGUAAACCUCCCGUACACGUACCAAAAAUGCGGUUUCUGCAUGACAAAACUUUCUUUCUAUCCUAAUCAGCAUGACAAGGUGCAUGCUCUUCCAAGGUGGUGAAAUUUGUGAUGCAUUUUGUAUAUGUGCAGGAGAGGAAAUUUGUGUUGCAUAGUUUGCAGGUGGAAGGUCACGGGCAGGCGUAUUUCCACCUGAAAUUUGACGACGACGGGAAGCCGCACGACGAACCGUUUCGGGAAUUGUGUCCGCCCACCACGAACUGCUGCCAUUUUAUCACGACCGAGAUUGACGGGCAGGGCAGAGAGAAAUUUUGCGAUGAGGACCCCUGGUCGUGCACUUUCACGGUACUAUUCAUUUGUGAACCAAGUCCGAUUCGUAGUUUAAAGUUUGAUAGACCAACCUUGUGAUGCAUGAUCAUUCAUUAACUAACACUAUUUUAUUCAUCGAUUAGUGCAGUAAAACUUCGGUUGCACCGCCAGCACUUUGAUUGAUGGAUCGAAAAACAAAAACCUAGCUCUCCCACGGCAACCAAACCCCGACGCAAAUCGAGUCCGGCAGCAUGAUUACGCAGUUCAAUGUGAUUCUCGCGUUCGGGUUGCUGUGCCUGCUGCUGUUUUUCCCAAUCUCCCUCUACUACCGCACGGUCAUGAUGUAUCGCAAGAAAAAAGUGUUACAGUUACACAUUGUGGUAGUGUUGCAGACCAAGCAAGACAGACAAGCUCUGUCAUGCCGGAUAUGCAUAGGAGCCUCGUUUCAUACGUGUUUUCCCGUAGGAUUUCUGCAUUACAAGUUUUCUCUCUCAUACAGAGAAAUUUGUGUUGCUGAAUUGACUACAAAUGUGUAACUGUAACACUUUUUUCGUGGGAUAUGAUGCGAGAGUACCACGACCAACUGCAGUACUACAUGGAUGAGACGGAGAGAAACUUCGCCCAGCGGGACCGGGAAGUGCUGGAGUUGCAAGAGCUAGAGGAAGCGGAGAAAUCGGAGAAUUUUGCAAAGCGUUAUGCAUUGCAAGAAUAUCGUACUACGUAUAAAUUGCAUGGCAAAUUUUCUCAGAAAGAGAAACGAAAUUUGUAAUGCGGAUUAAUAAGCUUAAAAUGAAUUUGUAAUGCAUGUCUGCGAUUGAAAAUGGAAUACGUACGAGUAUGGUACUUCUGCAAUGCAUAAGCUUGGCGCUAUCACCAUGCAGAUGGCGCAGGCCGCGGGAAACGCGUUAUCCUGUGCAAAAGUAUCGUACUCGUAGUAAUCGCAGUCAUGCAUUACAAAUCUCCAUCACAAGGCAAAACAGCAUGACAGAUUCCAUUUGUCGUGCUGAGCUAAUUUGUCUUGCGAUUACUACUAGUACGAUACUUUUGCAGUUCAUACGCGUCGUCCGCGAACAACACGGGGUCGAGUUUUCACGGCUCCAACGCCUCCUCCGCCGUGGGCGCCUACGGAGCCAGUCCGCGGAGCGGGGCCAGUCCGAGGAGCCAGGGCGGGAAGAGGAAAAAAGAGGUGCAGCAGUAGAGCACCAGGUCAGCAGCGAAAGAGAUGAUCAACACCAUAUCUGUCUUCUACACUAAGAAAGUCUACACUGGCCGUUUCUUUGUUCUUGCUCGGGUACUUGUUGUAAUUCAGAUUGAACUUCUAACAAAUCUCGAUGAUAACAUGAAUAUUUAUUGCAGGAUCCGAAUGUUGCCAUAUCUCAUUCUCAAUGUAUAAUCUAUCUUUGGGCUCGCUACACAGCAUCAUCGAACACCGAAAACAUGUAGAUAUGGCAGUCCUCAUACCUUUCCGUAAACGGUACCAGUAAGAAAAUCGGACGAAAAAAAUGGAGUCACCAUUACUUUACCGUCUUCGGGAUAUCAUGCUAAUUAAUGAUGAAGCGUGUCUAAGUUGUUCUUGUAUGAUACGUCGUAAUACAAUAGCACAAAUCGAAAAAUGGAAAUUCACGGAAUAAUCCUUGUCCACCUGCAGGUGAUUACCUUGUACAUUUUUGAAAUCUCCAGUUGCAAAUGUAGGUGUACAUCAUCAUGGACAAAGAU